Toxotes jaculatrix (banded archerfish) is the source of this 2655-nucleotide messenger RNA. It is a transcript of the gene rad54l, whose product is annotated as RAD54 like. The transcript has 18 exons. Bases 307 to 2529 code for a protein of 740 amino acids. Gene Ontology annotation, molecular function: DNA translocase activity; ATP-dependent chromatin remodeler activity; ATP binding. The record is from RefSeq and is a predicted model, not a curated record. NCBI's taxonomy places the organism in Eukaryota, Metazoa, Chordata, Actinopteri, Toxotidae. Gene Ontology annotation, biological process: reciprocal meiotic recombination; double-strand break repair via synthesis-dependent strand annealing. Gene Ontology annotation, cellular component: nucleus.
UUUAACGCUAAGCGGAAUAAAUCUAAACAGAGCGGAAACUGCAGCUACAUGACAAAUUAACACUAUUAUAACUCUUCCAUGGGACUAACUUCAGCUGAGCUGACCUUACUAACUCUUUCUGGAAACUCUUACCUGCUAAGACAGUGAACGACAGUUGAAAGACAGAUAAACCGUGUAGUGGAGACAUAUUCGCCUCUGCUAUGGAAAUGAAGCAGGCAGAGUCUCUGGUUAUUUCUGGUUACUAGGAGUAAACGCUGCUAGCAACAGGUGAAGAGUCUCAGCAGCCACGUAGAGGAGUCAAGGAAAAUGAGAAGGAGUCUUGCUCCCAGUCAGGUUGCUAAACGGAAGCAAGAAGGGAGUCCCUGUGAGGAGGAUGACAGAACAUGUAGAGCUGAGAAAAGAAGAAAAAGCGAUAAUGAGGUGAGAGAAAUCCACAUUUCUCCCUUCAGAAAGCCUCUGACGCAGCUCAACAACAGGCCCGCUUGUAUGGAUGGUGAACAACAUGAGGCAUUUAUUCGAAGUAUCCUGUCCAAGCCAUUUAAAAUUCCUAUUCCAAAUUACACAGGAUCACUGGGAAUCAGGGCACUCGGUCUAAAGCGUGCAGGAGUAAGGAAAGCACUUCACGAUCCCUUCGCAGAAGAUGCUUUGGUUCUUUACGAGCCUCCAACUCUGAGCAACCACGACCUGAUAAAAGCUGACAAAGAGAAACUACCAGUCCAUGUGGUUGUGGAUCCAGUUUUAGGAAAAGUGCUCAGACCGCAUCAGAGAGAGGGGGUGAAGUUCCUGUGGGAGUGUGUGACGGGCAGACGCAUCCCAGGAUCGUACGGCUGCAUCAUGGCUGAUGAGAUGGGCCUGGGGAAGACUUUGCAGUGUAUCACCCUCAUGUGGACCCUGCUACGCCAAAGCCCUGAUGCUACGCCAGAGAUAGACAAGGCCAUUGUGGUUUCACCUUCCAGUUUAGUUCGCAACUGGUACAAUGAAGUAGGAAAGUGGCUGGGAGGACGCGUCACACCGGUGGCCAUCGACGGGGGUUCGAAGGAUGAGAUCGACAGACAGCUGGUGAACUUCAUUUCUCAGUAUGGUUUGAGAGUACCCACUCCAAUCCUGAUUAUUUCCUAUGAGACGUUUAGACUGCAUGCUGAGGUCCUGCACAAGGGCAAAGUUGGACUUGUCAUCUGUGACGAGGGCCAUCGGCUGAAGAACUCUGACAACCAGACAUACCAGGCCCUGAAUGUCAUGAGUGCCCAGAGAAGAGUGCUGAUAUCAGGCACUCCCAUCCAGAACGACUUGCUGGAGUACUUCAGCCUGGUCCACUUUGUUAAUGCUGGGAUCCUUGGCACGGCCCAGGAGUUUAAAAAGCGAUUUGAGCUUCCCAUCCUCAAAGGUCGAGAUGCAGACGCCAGUGACAAAGACAGACAGACCGGAGAGGAGAAACUCAAGGAGCUGAUCAGCAUCGUCAACAGGUGUUUGAUAAGGAGAACAUCUGAUAUCUUGUCAAAGUAUCUUCCUGUGAAAAUUGAGCAGGUUGUGUGUUGCAGGCUGACUCCUCUGCAGACAGAGCUCUAUAAGCGCUUCCUGAGACAGGCCAAACCCCUUGAGACGCUACAGGGGGGCAAAAUAAGUGUCUCUUCCCUGUCCUCCAUCACGUCGCUCAAAAAGCUGUGCAAUCACCCAGCGCUCAUCUAUGAGAAAUGUGUGGAGGGUGAGGAGGGCUUUGAUGGGGCGCUGGAUCUGUUUCCACCCGGCUACUGCACUAAAGCUGUAGAGCCUCAGCUCUCUGGGAAGAUGCUGGUUCUCGAUUAUAUCCUGGCAAUGACAAGGACCACAACGAGUGACAAAGUGGUGCUCGUCUCCAACUACACUCAAACGUUGGACCUCUUUGAAAAGCUGUGCAGAUCUAGAAGAUACCUCUAUGUUAGACUGGAUGGCACAAUGUCCAUCAAGAAAAGGGCCAAGAUUGUGGAAAGAUUCAACAGUCCAUCUAACCCAGAGUUUAUCUUCAUGCUAAGCAGCAAGGCCGGCGGAUGUGGCCUGAACCUGAUUGGUGCUAAUCGCUUGGUGAUGUUUGAUCCUGACUGGAACCCAGCCAAUGAUGAGCAGGCAAUGGCACGGGUGUGGAGAGACGGCCAGAAGAAGACCUGCUACAUCUACAGGCUGCUCUCUACGGGGACGAUCGAGGAGAAGAUCCUGCAGAGGCAGGCUCAUAAGAAAGCCCUGAGCAGCUGUGUGGUCGAUGAGGAGCAGGACGUGGAGCGUCACUUCUCUCUGGGUGAACUACGAGAACUCUUCACUCUCAACGAGGAGACCACCAGCGACACACACGACAAGUUUCGCUGUAGUCGCUGUGUGAACGGCACAGAGGUUCGGCCUCCUGCGGAUGACUCUGACUGUACCAGUGACCUUUCCCAGUGGAACCACUGCUUCAGCAAGAAGGGCCUGAGGGACCAGGUGUUGAAAGCCUCCUGGGAUGCUGCCGUCUCCUUCGUCUUCCACCAGCGCUCUCACGAGGACCAGAAGGGUGUCGUAUAGCAGGAGGAACACAACAGACUUCCUAUCACACAACCACGUGUAUAUACUGAUAUUUAUCUUUUGUUGAGUGUUUCUGUUGAUUUUUAUUUUUUUUUAAUCAAAAGAGAUGGAAUAAAGGAGAGUUCA